Molecule: messenger RNA, 1480 nt
Organism: Vitrella brassicaformis
Lineage: Eukaryota; Vitrellaceae
Source: the annotation of a GenBank genome assembly
CCAUUCUCUCCACGUGCCGCCACCUCGAUGGACACGACCACCACCGCCACAGCAGAUGCCACCAUGGUGCCGCGACAGAAGGGCAAGAGCAGGGGCGGCAGCAAGCAGGACAAGGCACACGAGAAGCGGCUCAAGGAGGUGCUCAAGGAGAUCCGCGACGCCAACAGACCAAACGAGCCGAACGCCAUCGGUACAUGUUGGACGACGCCAUCCACACACACACACAGAUGGAUGGAUGGAUGGCAGAUUUGCAGGGCAUCUACAGUGAGCCUGUGGAGGUGGUGUAUGGCGACGAGGAGAUGGAGCACAUCCACCGGCAGAUGAAGCGCGAGAUCGUGUACCCCUACAGCUCACUCAUACUCUGCAACGCCGAGCAGUACGCCACCGGCGCGGGUCCGUCAGCCAUCCACACACACAUACACAAUGAAGGGGAUGGUCACAGUGUUGCCCUGUCCACGGUGGGUGAGGUGUGUUGAUGUGUUCUGGUGGGUGUGGUGUGUUGAUGUGUGCAUGUGGUUCGGUUCAUUGGUGCCGAUGUACAGGUUUGAAGGACUUUGAGAAGGUGCGGGGCGCUAAGGGCGAUGACGACACACGCUGCAUGGCAAUCGCCGUCAAGGCAUCACACGCGGUGCACAUACACACACACCAUCUCUCUCUCUCUCUCUCUCUCUCCAUCGGUGGCGCAAACACACACACGGACUCUUCUCCCUCUGUGUGGGCUGAGUGAGCAGUCUGUGGGCAUCAGUCGCGGCGACAUCGAGCAGCAGCUGCACGCCUUCAAAAGUGGCAAAUUGUGCGGCAAGGAGCUCCCCAACGGAGACACUAAGUCAGUGAGCGAGCGACUGAGCCGGGGAAAAACCUGUGAUGUGAUGCGAUCGAUGUGUGUAUGUGUGUGUGUGUGUUGUGUUUAGGUAUUUGGUGAGCGCUGCGCGUGAGGCGUGCGGGCGGUACCGACUCACUUACACGAGGACAGCUACUGACUGAAUGACAGGACGGACCAAUGACACCACAGACUCGGGUGUGGUGUGCAGUGCACACGAUGUUUUCAAUCGAACGUAGUCAUGAGCUGCGCACCGAUGUGCCUGUCUGUCUGCUCGUCUGUCGAUGUGUGUGCAGCGCUACUCGUGACCUGACCGUGUCGGUCAUCGAUCUCACCCCAUGAUCGCAUCGCAUCAAGAACGUGUGCGCCCCCACUUCUGUAUAGAACCCCCCUCUCCCUCUCCCUCUCCCUCCUUCGUGUGGUCGCGUGUGAGUGGGUGUGGGUGUGGGAGUGCGCAUGACGGACGACACAGACACAGCAAGAGAAAUCAGUGCGUGAAGAGGCAGAACAGCACAGCACAGCAGCACCCGAGUCCCUCCCUACAGCGGUGUGCACUGCAUGAGUAUGCUCGUUGUGUGUGAGUGAAUUGUAUAGUCGCCAUGGCAUGGAGGGAUGGACAUGGCCGUGCGAUUCGAAGACCGAUCGGUCAGUCCAGUCAAG